AUGAAGAUCAGGUCACUCCUGGUCGCCUUCGCCACGGCGACCACGGUUAUGGCAAGCCCCACUUUUGGCUGGGGAGGGGGGGGAGGCUCGAUCUGCCUCUGGAAGACCUCCUGUGGAGGCAGCUGCGUAGACUGCAACGUUGACACCAACCAUUGUGGUGUCUGCAACAACAAGUGUCCGGACGGCCAGAAAUGCGUGGGAGGCAAGUGUAUCACCAAGUGUUGGCCCGGUCAGACGCAAUGCGGCGGCAACUGUGUCGACUGCGGCGGCAAUAACGACCACUGCGGAAAAUGCGACAAUAAGGACGGCCAGACGGAAUGCAACGGUCAAUGCGUAAACACGGGUUCGGACAACAACAACUGCGGCGCCUGCGGCACCAAGUGCAAGGACGGCGAGAAGUGUAACGGCGGCAAGUGCGAGCCUACCGGCCCGACGUGCAACCCGCCCGAGGUCAACUGUAACGGCCAGUGCUCGAACCCGAACACGGACUCGUCGAACUGCGGUGCCUGCGGUACCAAGUGCAAGGACGGCGAGAAGUGCAACGGCGGCAAGUGCGAGCCUACCGGCCCUACAUGCAACCCGCCCGAAUUCAACUGCAACGGCCAGUGCUCGAACCCGAACACGGACUCUUCGAACUGCGGUGCCUGCGGCACCAAGUGCAAGGACGGCGAGAAGUGUAACGGCGGCAAGUGCGAGCCCACCGGCCCUACGUGCAACCCGCCCGAGGUCAACUGUAACGGCCAGUGCUCGAACCCGAACACGGACUCUUCGAACUGCGGUGCCUGCGGUACCAAGUGCAAGGACGGCGAGAAGUGCAACGGUGGCAAGUGCGAGCCUACCGGCCCGACGUGCAACCCCGGCGAGACGCUCUGCAACGGCAAGUGUGUCGACACUGGCAGCGACGGCUCGAACUGCGGAGCCUGCGGCACCAAGUGUGCCGACGGCGAGACGUGCGAGGGCGGCAAGUGCACUCCCGGCGUCCCUGUCUGCAAGCCCGGCCAGACUGCCUGCAACGGCAAGUGUGUCGACACUUCCACUGACGGCUCCAACUGCGGCGCCUGCGGUACCAAGUGCAAGGACGGCGAGAAGUGCAACGGUGGCAAGUGCGAGCCCACCGGACCCGUCUGCAACCCCGGCGAGACGCUCUGCAACGGCAAGUGUGUCGACACUGGCAGCGACGGCUCGAACUGCGGAGCCUGCGGCACCAAGUGCGCCGACGGCGAGACGUGCGAGGGCGGCAAGUGCACUCCCGGCGUCCCUGUCUGCAAGCCCGGCCAGACUGCCUGCAACGGCAAGUGUGUCGACACUUCCACUGACGGAUCCAACUGCGGCGCCUGCGGUACCAAGUGCAAGGACGGCGAGAAGUGCAACGGUGGCAAGUGCGAGCCCACCGGACCCGUCUGCAACCCCGGCGAGACGCUCUGCAACGGCAAGUGUGUCGACACUGGCAGCGACGGCUCGAACUGCGGCGCCUGCGGCACCAAGUGUGCCCUCGGUGAGACGUGCGAGGGCGGCAAGUGCACGCCUGGCGUCCCUGUCUGCAAGCCCGGCCAGACUGCCUGCAACGGCAAGUGUGUCGACACUUCCACUGACGGCUCCAACUGCGGCGCCUGCGGCACCAAGUGCGCCCACGGCGAGACCUGUGAGGGCGGCAAGUGCACUCCCGGCGUCCCUGUCUGCAAGCCCGGUGAGACUGUCUGCAACGGCAAGUGUGUGAACACUGGCAGCGACGGCUCCAACUGCGGCGCAUGCGGCACCAAGUGCGCCGAUGGCGAGACGUGCGAGGGCGGCAAGUGCACACCCGGCGUCCCUGUCUGCAAGCCCGGCCAGACUGUCUGCAACGGCAAGUGUGUCGACACUGGCAGCGACGGCUCCAACUGCGGUGCCUGCGGCACCAAGUGCGCCGAUGGCGAGACGUGCGAGGGCGGCAAGUGCACACCCGGCGUCCCUGUUUGCCAGCCCGGCCAGACUGUCUGCAACGGCAAGUGUGUCGACACUGGCAGCGACGGCUCCAACUGCGGUGCCUGCGGCACCAAGUGCGCCGAUGGCGAGACGUGCGAGGGCGGCAAGUGCACACCCGGCGUCCCUGUUUGCCAGCCCGGCCAGACUGUCUGCAAUGGCAAGUGUGUGAACACGGACACCGACAGCUCCAAUUGUGGCAAGUGUGGCACUCAGUGCCCGAGCGGCCAGUCUUGCAAGAACGGCAAGUGCGAGCCGACUUCGACUUGCAACCCCACGGAGACCGACUGCGACGGCAAGUGCGUCAACACAGGCACCGAUGUCAACAACUGCGGUAGCUGCGGCCACAAGUGCGCAUCAGGGGAGAGCUGCAAGAGCGGCGUCUGCACGCCCGGCGUCCCUGUCUGCCAGCCCGGCCAGACUGCCUGCAACGGCAAGUGUGUCGACACCUCGACUGACGGCUCCAACUGCGGCGCUUGUGGUACUCAGUGCAAGGACGGCGAGAAAUGUCAGGGUGGCAAGUGCACACCCUCCACCACCUGCAAGCCUGGUCAGACUCUCUGCAACGGCAAGUGUGUGAACACUGACAGCGACACCUCGAACUGCGGCGCCUGUGACUCCAAGUGCAAGGCUGGCGAGAAGUGUGAGGGAGGCAAGUGUCUGUCUCCCUGCCGCCCCGAUCAGACUUUGUGCGACGGCGUGUGCGCCACCACCGGCUCUGACCCGAGCAACUGUGGUGCCUGCGGCGUUAAGUGCCCCGGCGGCUUCAUCUGCGAGAAUGGCAAGUGCAAUGCCCGUUGUGUCAACGGCCAGAUCCAGUGCGGCGACAGCUGUGUCAACCCGACCAACGACGAGGACCACUGCGGCGGCUGCGGGAACAAGUGCGAAGUCGGCCAGCACUGCGUCAACUCAAAGUGCGAGGGGACCGGCUGCCCUCCGAACCAGCUCAAGUGCGACGGAAAGUGCGUUGACCCCAACAACAAUAAUCAGAACUGCGGCGCCUGCGGCACUGUAUGCCCUCCUGGCCGCGACUGCCGCGGCGGUAAAUGCACCCUCGGCUGCCGUCCCGACCAGACCGAGUGCGGUGACAACUGUGUAACCACAGGCACGGACUCGAACAACUGCGGCAGCUGUGGCAACAAGUGCAAGGAAGGCGAGAAGUGUGACGGCGGCAAGUGCACGCCCGUCAAUCCUUGCAAGCCUGGCGAGACGCUCUGCAACGGCAAGUGUGUCAACACGUCGUCUGACGGCUCCAACUGCGGUGCCUGCGGCACCAAGUGCGCCGACGGCGAGAAGUGCGACGGUGGCAAGUGCACGCCUGGCGGCCCUGUUUGCCAGCCCGGCCAGACGCUCUGCAACGGCAAGUGCGUCGACACGUCGACUGACGGCUCCAACUGCGGCGCCUGCGGCACCAAGUGCAAGGACGGUGAGAAGUGCGAGGGCGGCAAGUGCACGCCCGGCGGCCCAGUUUGCCAGCCCGGCCAGACGCUCUGCAACGGCAAGUGUGUCGACACCUCGACCGACGGCUCCAACUGCGGCGCCUGCGGCACCAAGUGCAAGGACGGUGAGAAGUGCGAGGGCGGCAAGUGCACGCCCGGCGGUCCAGUUUGCCAGCCCGGCCAGACGCUCUGCAACGGCAAGUGUGUCGACACCUCGACCGACGGCUCCAACUGCGGCGCCUGCGGCACCAAGUGCAAGGACGGUGAGAAGUGCGAGGGCGGCAAGUGCACUCCCGGCGGCCCAGUUUGCCAGCCCGGCCAGACGCUCUGCAACGGCAAGUGUGUCGACACCUCGACCGACGGCUCCAACUGCGGCGCCUGCGGCACCAAGUGCAAGGAUGGUGAGAAGUGUGACGGCGGCAAGUGCACUCCCGGCGGCCCUGUUUGCCAGCCCGGUGAGACUCUCUGCAAUGGCAAGUGCGUGAACACGGACACGGACACGUCCAACUGCGGAGCCUGCGGCACCAAGUGUGCCGACGGCGAGAAGUGCGACGGUGGCAAGUGCAUCCCCGCCGGCCCUGUUUGCAACCCCGGCGAGACUCUCUGCAACGGCAAGUGCGUUAACACGAACACCGACACCUCGAACUGCGGAGCCUGCGGUACUAAGUGCGCCGACGGCGAGAAGUGCGACGGUGGCAAGUGCAUCCCCGCCGGCCCUGUCUGCAAGCCCAACGAGACUCUCUGCGACGGCAAGUGCGUUAACACGAACACCGACACGUCUAACUGCGGCGCCUGCGGCAACAAGUGCGCCGACGGCGAGAAGUGCGACGGUGGCAAGUGCACACCUAGCGGGCCCGUCUGCAACCCCGGCCAGACUCUCUGCAACGGCAAGUGCGUGGACACGAACACCGACACCUCGAACUGCGGCGCCUGCGGCAACAAGUGCGCCGACGGCGAGAAGUGCGACGGUGGCAAGUGCACACCUAGCGGGCCCGUCUGCAACCCCGGCCAGACUCUCUGCAACGGCAAGUGCGUGGACACGAACACCGACACCUCGAACUGCGGCGCCUGCGGCAACAAGUGCGCCGACGGCGAGAAGUGCGACGGUGGCAAGUGCACACCUAGCGGGCCCGUCUGCAACCCCGGCCAGACUCUCUGCAACGGCAAGUGCGUGGACACGAACACCGACACGUCCAACUGCGGCGCCUGCGGCAACAAGUGCGCCGACGGCGAGAAGUGCGACGGUGGCAAGUGCACACCUAGCGGGCCCGUCUGCAACCCCGGCCAGACUCUCUGCAACGGCAAGUGCGUUAACACGAACACCGACACGUCUAACUGCGGCGCCUGCGGCAACAAGUGCGCCGACGGCGAGAAGUGCGACGGUGGCAAGUGCACACCUAGCGGGCCCGUCUGCAACCCCGGCCAGACUCUCUGCAACGGCAAGUGCGUGGACACGAACACCGACACGUCCAACUGCGGCGCCUGCGGCAACAAGUGCGCCGACGGCGAGAAGUGCGACGGUGGCAAGUGCACGCCCAGCGGUCCUGUUUGCCAGCCCGGCCAGACUCUCUGCAACGGCAAGUGCGUCAACACGGACACCGACACGUCCAACUGUGGCGCCUGUGGUACUAAGUGCGCCGACGGCGAGAAGUGCGACGGCGGCAAGUGCACGCCCGUCAAUCCUUGCAAGCCUGGCGAGAAACUCUGUGACGGCAAGUGCAUCAACCCGCAGAACGACAACAACAACUGUGGGGCUUGCGGUAACAAGUGCGGGAACGGCCAGGUCUGCGAGUCCGGUACCUGCACCAACAAGUGUCAGCCGGGCCAGAUCCUGUGCAACGGCAAGUGCACCGACACGAACACGGACUCAAGCAACUGCGGAUCGUGUGGUAACAAGUGCGGUGACGGGAAGACCUGCAACGCUGGCAAGUGCGAGUCUACCAACCCAUGCCGUCCCGGCCAGACGCUUUGCAACGGCAAGUGUGUCGAUACGAGCUCCGACUCGCACAACUGCGGCCAGUGUGGCAACAAGUGCGCUUCCGACUGCUCCUGCGUUGGCGGCAAGUGCACCACCAAGUGCAAGGACGGCCAAACGCUCUGCAACGGCAAGUGUGUUGAUACCAACACGGACUCGAACAACUGUGGCAAGUGUGGUAACAAGUGUACGUGGGACUGCACAUGCACAGGCGGCGAGUGCACGGACAAGACCAAGCUCUGCUGCGCGCAAAAGGACUCGUGCGGCAAGAGCCUGAAGAAGUCAUCCAGCAACGUUUGGGGUCACACGCUCACCUGCACUUACGGUUCCGGAUGGUGGCACUGGAAGAAGGGCCAGGUUGAGGAGCGCACGUUCGGCAAGCUCAGCUCUUGCGUCUACGACUCGAAGACUGGCGCGCUCAGUGGCGCGUCGUGGUGGAACUCAUGCUGCCCGAAGACGCUCGCCAAGUGCUGA
Cutaneotrichosporon cavernicola is the source of this 5847-nucleotide messenger RNA. RefSeq lists its product as uncharacterized. The coding region runs from base 1 to 5847 and encodes 1948 amino acids. The record is from RefSeq and is a predicted model, not a curated record. Lineage: Eukaryota; Fungi; Basidiomycota; Tremellomycetes; Trichosporonales; Trichosporonaceae. The transcript has 8 exons.